Musa acuminata AAA Group (dessert banana) is the source of this 5056-nucleotide messenger RNA. Its product is annotated as origin of replication complex subunit 5. NCBI's taxonomy places the organism in Eukaryota, Viridiplantae, Streptophyta, Magnoliopsida, Zingiberales, Musaceae. The record is from RefSeq and is a predicted model, not a curated record. Bases 95 to 1714 code for a protein of 539 amino acids. The transcript has 6 exons. Gene Ontology annotation, biological process: DNA replication initiation; DNA replication. Gene Ontology annotation, cellular component: nucleus; nuclear origin of replication recognition complex. Gene Ontology annotation, molecular function: DNA replication origin binding.
GAUCCCCGUGCUUUAGGGUUUCUCUUAGCGGGAAUCGGCGACUUCAGCGUCCGCGAGAAGAGGAGGCGAGGAAGGGAGCGAUUCGAUUCCAGCCAUGGCGGGCGACGAAGGAACCCCACAAACCCCUGCUCGACGAGUCACCAGAUCCUCCUCCGCCACACCCUUAAAACCCUCGCUCGUCACCCCGAAUCUACUACCACCGCCAACGCAUCCUCCUCCUCUGGAAUCACUCUGUACGGAGCCCAUGUCUACGGACGAUCUAUUGGCCCUUCUCCCGGGCCGAAAAUCCCAAAUCCUCGAGUUCUUGCGCGUAAUCGGGCCCCCGAACUCCCCGAUGUUCCCGGUCCUCCUGUACGGCGGUCCUUCGACUGGCAAGACCAUCACGAUUCUCCACGUGUUCCGGCUUUUGCGCCGGCGUUUUGUGUACGCCAGCUGCCGAUCCUGUUACAGCCCUCGGAUCUUGUUCGAGACCGUGUUGAACCAGUUGCUGUGCCAUAGGAGGAGUCGGGAGAAUGGGUAUUCCAGUGCCAAGCGCUGCGAGAGGGCGUCCGAUUUCGUGAAUCUUCUCAGAGAUGCUCUGACCCGGGCGAUAACUGCUCCUAGAGAUGAAAAGAAGAAAUCUUGCUCCAAGGAGGGUCAUCACGGCGAUGGAAUUGGUGAGAUGAUUUAUCUGGUAUUCGACAACGUGGAGCUUAUCAGGUCGUGGGACAAGGGAUCUGAAGUCCUCCCGUUGCUGUUCAGAAUGGCCGAUGUGUUGAAGACUCCUGCAGUCGGUCUGAUUUAUAUAAGUAGGGCAAUGCCUGAUGCUUAUUACUCGAUGACUGGAUCAGUGGAGCCAAUUAGCAUUUACUUCCCUGAUUACACUGUCGAUGAUCUCCAUACCAUAUUCAUGAGAAACCAAGUCAAUCAGAAGUUAUAUUCUUCUUUCUUAAGCAUAGUUUUGAAGCCAUUUUCCAGAGUUACCAAACGUGUUGAUGAGCUAGCAACUGCGUUCGACCCAUUGUUUAAGAAAUAUUGUGAACCACUAACUGAUGUGAACCUGGUUCCCGAUGAGGCCAUGAAGCGAAAGUUAUUUGAUCACCUGCAGCCACACUUGACAGCUUCACUGAAUGAGAUAUUCACGGUUACUCCUUGGUCACUUGUUGAAGUUGCCAAGGAGCGUACUUCCAAGAGGGGACAUAUAAGGAAACUAUGUGGGAAGGAGGUUUUCAGUGAGUUGGAUAUUCAUAUGUCAACCUCUACUAAAUACCUCCUCGUUUCUGCAUUUCUUGCUUCGAGGAACCCAGCUACUCUUGAUGCAGCACUGUUUGACUCUACUGGAGGUUCCAAUAAUCGUAAGCGAAAGAGAAAGAGCACACAUACGUCCUUGGACCAACAAGAGGAUAUGGCAGAAGAAGUUCUCAUGAAGGGACCUGGAACCUUUCCUUUAGAGAGGUUGUUGGCUAUAUUUCAGUGUAUCACAUCAGUGAUGGAUUGUUCCGUUGAGGAAGAUCAGUUCGAAGAUGGAGUGCUGACAGAAGGUUCAAAUGUCUGGCUAAUGUCUGAUGUUCUAUUGCAGUUGUCUACUCUAUGCAAUGCCAAUUUUAUAUGUAAAAGUGGCAACUUCCAGUUAGAAGGUUCAACACGUUAUCGAUCUAUGAUAGACGAAGAUAUGGCCUUGAAGGUGGCAAGGAGUAUAAACUUUCCACUGUCGAAGUACAUAUAUAGAAGAUAGGUUUCCCAUUUGCUAUCAUGGUUUUGGCGGCCUCAAAUGUAAUAUUAUAUAUAAGAAUUGGGACCUGAUCAGAUAAAAAUGCAGAGUUACAGGUAAUAAUUGGACAAAUGGUAGCCAGCUUCUGAAGCUAGAGAAAUGAGUCAUCUUUCAAGGGCUUCAUUACUUUACAUGUCAUAGUUACACCCAUAGUAUGUGUCAUAUGCACCUCUGACUGAUAAUUUGUCUAAGCAGGAUUGAUGACUUAAUGAAGGAUUACACACAAUUCAUUAAUUGGGAGUUGCAUAAGUAGUUGCUAUGCAUGCUGAAUAGAAUUGUGUAAUUGUUAUAUAUUGGUUGCAGUUGAUCUUGUCAAUUCAAACAUUUUUAUGGAUUUUAGUAUGCUCUGCUUUAUGUACUGGAUAUGAUGCACUGAAGGAUCUUUGUUGUGAAUAUAAUCAUGUACAGAAGAUCUUAUGCAAGAAUUUGUAUUAUCCAUCUAACAAAACUGUAUCUAUCUUUGCUAUUUUGCUGUUCAUAGAAAUUGUCUUUUUCUUGUUUAAACUUGAUGGUUCUGGAGAAUAAUUUUCUGACAUACACUUUGAGCUCAAUCUUGAAUAUAUAUUUCAGCCAGAUAAGACAAAGGUAAAGGAAGAUCCUCAACUGAGCAAGUACAUUAGAAACCCAGAAUUUCCCUUUGAAAUGACUUGAUGGAUGUGAAUAGCUGAUCUGGUGAUAAUUUUCUUGGUCUCCAUCUCUACAUAAGGUGAAGUGCUUGCCAAGACCAAAGGUUCCUCCAGAAAGAAGAUUAUCGUAUUUCUAUUUGUGGAAUUUGAAUUGAUUCCUAAAGCUUCUGAGCGUUAAAGUGAUUACUAAAGCUUCACUUGCUGCCGCUUCACAUAGAUCAAGACAGGUUCAUGUAGAAUGGGAGGAACCAAGAUGAUGUGCAAUUCAUUCUAUUAAUCUCUUUGCGGUAUCUUUCCUCCAUCCAUAGUACCAGUGCAAUUACUUACUCUAUAAGCUCGAUUCAGGCACAAGUUUACCAGCAUGGUUCCUGAUUUCAAAGUCAUGAUACAUCAAUGGAGAGUCUAGUGUCCAAACUUCUGCGAGAAAUUUCAUCUUCACAUCAUUAAGACCUGAUGGGGAUGGCAUUUGGAGCUCCAGGGAUGGAAUUUGAUAUGAUGUGCCAUAAUGGCCCUUGUGAUGGAUGUCUUAUUAACUACAAAUUGUGGAGUUUGAAGCUGGAGAACCCCAUUAAACCAUUCAACAGCACAUCGAAGUACAGGUAUCAUCUGACUAAAGCAUGCUAAUCAGGGGGCGAUUCCAACAUUGGCCUUCUGGAUUCUUCCACGUUGAUCAUAAAGGAUAGCUGGACUAUCAUUAACAUUUCUUGAUCAUACAAAGCCAAGUUCUGAUGAACAAUCUCAAUAUAAUGCAACAUAAUUGAUUCAUAGCUUAUUACAUUUACUUCACCCUUCACAUGCAUGGUAAACGAUGACAAAUCCAAGUAUCAAUCAAACACAAUGGAUCAUAGAUAGAUGCCAAUUCAACCAAUCCAACCCGGAAGAAGAGCCCAAUCCUUGUGAAACAACAAGCACACCAAUCAAACACACAAUAUGCCCUGAGUACCGACUCGCAAGCAUUGAUUCAGAUCAGAGUUCGGGGUUUCCUCACAGAGGUGGUUUAGCUGUUGGGGGCGGCAGCGGAGGCCGCGGCCCUCGCCUUGGCAGACUCGACCAUUCGCCGGCUGAUCUCCUGGGAGUACACGUGGAGGACCUCGAUCCCGUCAUCGUCGACUCCGCCGCCGACUGACGCCGCGGAGGCGGCGGAAAAGGCCUCCUCCUCGAUGGUGCCGGCGACGGCGGCGGCCUCGUCUCCGGGGAGGGAGCCGUAGCGCUUGGAGAGGACAGAUUGGGAGGUGAGCGUCUCCACGAGGCGGUGGAGCACCGCCUCCCGCGUCCGCUGCGUCGGAGGCCAGAUCUUGAGGACGAGGAACGGGUAGCCGCCGCCCGCCGCCGUAUUCUUCUCGAUUUCGCCCUUGGCCUCCGCCGCGGCGCCUUCGGCCAUGGAGGGCGAGGGGGCGGUCGACCGGAACGCGAGGGGAGAAGCAAAAGGGGCGAGGUCAGAAGGCUGGCGGCUUUUGUGUUGGGGUCGAAGUGGAACCGAACCGUGUCGGCCCAAUCGAAGUCAGCCGUGUCAGGAUCGUCAAAUCUGGAUCGAAGCCCAAACUUGUGUCCGGUCCAGGUCAAUCCGGACGCAGUUCGAACCAGACCGAGCCCGGUCUGGGUCUGGAUCGAACUGCGGCAACACCACAACAGCCCAAGUCGUCUUCCCGCUGCGUCUGCCCCUCCGCUUCGAUCUCUGGCUCCAUCCGGAGAAAGAAACGCCGGACAAGAAAGGAGCAUGGCCACUUCCAGGCGCUCGAGAGGUUUGCUAAGAGAUCCGAGCUUACUUAUGCAACUAUAGAGAUGACCCCAUCGGUUAUCAUCGCGUGACUUCCUCCUUCUUGGGCGAGAGGGGAAAAAUCCCCAUCGUCCUCUUCAGAUCCUCCGCCUCCUCAAGCUGGUCCUUCUUCCUCUCCUGCUGCUGCUGCUGCUCCGUCUUCUGGGGCGCCCUCCUCUUCAUGCUGGUCCUUGUUCCUCUCCUACUGCUGCUGCUCCGUCUUCCGGGGCGGGAACCUCGGCCCCUGCAGUCUCCGCCGGUGGUACUAUCUGGUCGAGCGGGUUCUUCUGGUGAUAGUUCGUGUUUUCCUUGGGAUCGUUUUGAUCGAAUUAAGAACUCAACGGAGGAGUUUGCAGUUUUCUCUAUAGAUGAACUCUCUGAAUGGUAUAAGCCUUGGGAGCCUUCUCUGGUGGGUCAUUUUUUGCUCCGACCGCCUCCGGCGGAGGUUAUUCGGGCUAUUGUCAGCCGGCUCUGGAACCUAUCUUCCUCAUCGCAGGUUCUCGACAUGGCCCGAGGUUUUUUCUUGUUCAGAUUUGAGUCAAAAAUCGGAUGCCAUGAAAAUGCGUUUACGCUGAUGGAUGGCUCUUCUAAACCGGAGGAGGAGGCCGGAGGGGCUGGUUACUUGCUGCGAUCCAGUACUGGAAAAUGCGUUUGGUCCGGUGGCUCCUUUUGCCGGAUGUUGAUGGCUGGGAGGCAGAUGACCUUUUAAGUUUGGGAUGGAAGCUGCACCGAAUGAGGGAGGGGAUUACUCACUUGGUGGUGGAAUCGGACUGUGAGUUUUUUUUUCUUCUUCUUAUUUUAUGAGUUAUAAAUCUGAUCAUAUUUCUAACUCAUCAUCACAUCUUGCGGCAUGUUGUAGAUUUCUAUAGUAAUAUGUAGUUUGAUAUUUUUGAAGAAAAAAAAGAAAGAAGAGAUGGAUCGAUC